Musca vetustissima is the source of this 1234-nucleotide messenger RNA. Its product is annotated as ribonucleoside-diphosphate reductase subunit M2-like. Gene Ontology annotation, molecular function: ribonucleoside-diphosphate reductase activity, thioredoxin disulfide as acceptor. The coding region runs from base 1 to 1194 and encodes 397 amino acids. Gene Ontology annotation, biological process: deoxyribonucleotide biosynthetic process. Gene Ontology annotation, cellular component: cytosol. The transcript is spliced from 2 exons. The record is from RefSeq and is a predicted model, not a curated record. Lineage: Eukaryota; Metazoa; Arthropoda; Insecta; Diptera; Muscidae.
AUGUCGUCUGCUUUUGCUGCUGGUAAAGAAAAUAUUGAAAACAUGGAUAAAUUUGGUUUGAAGAGUCCACGUAAAAUUCUUGCCGAGAAUGUUAAUAAUGUACGUAAAAUGUCCAUUGGUACUGAUGAACCCGUACCCAACAAGGAAGCAACAACAAAUACCACUACUACAAGCAAUGUUGCUGGCACGUCUUUGGCCAACCGACCUGCUGUUCCCUUUGAUCCGUCUAUUGAACCCCUGCUAAAGGAAAAUCCCAAACGUUUUGUUAUAUUCCCAAUACAAUAUUUGGAUAUUUGGCAGAUGUACAAAAAGGCUGAAGCUUCAUUUUGGACCGUGGAAGAAGUUGACCUCUCCAAAGAUUUAACAGAUUGGGAAAAACUAACAGACAAUGAACGCUUUUUCAUUUCCCAUGUUCUGGCCUUUUUCGCCGCCUCCGAUGGCAUUGUUAACGAGAAUUUGGUUGAACGCUUUUCACAGGAGGUCCAAGUGACAGAAGCCCGUUGCUUCUACGGCUUCCAGAUAACCAUGGAAAAUGUUCACUCGGAAAUGUAUAGCAUUCUUAUCGACACAUACAUCAAGGAACGCGAUCAACGUGAAUAUCUAUUCAAUGCCAUUGAAACAAUGCCAGCUGUCAAGAAGAAAGCUGACUGGGCCCUAUCAUGGAUUGCAUCAGAAUCGGCCAAUUUCGGUGAUCGUGUCAUCGCCUUUGCCGCCGUUGAGGGCAUCUUUUUCAGUGGCAGUUUUGCCUCCAUCUUUUGGCUUAAGAAGCGUGGCCUUUUGCCCGGCUUGACAUUCUCCAAUGAACUGAUUUCUCGUGACGAAGGUUUGCAUUGUGAUUUUGCCGUCUUAAUGUUCAAAUAUCUGGUACAGAAACCUAGCCGAGAGCGUAUCAUUGAAAUCAUCAGAGAGGCUGUUAAAAUUGAACAAGAAUUCCUGACAGAAGCAUUGCCCUGCAACUUGAUUGGUAUGAACUGUGAACUAAUGUCGGAAUACAUUGAAUUUGUGGCCGAUCGUAUGCUGGUUGAAUUGGAUGUUGGCAAAAUCUACAAUACCAAGAAUCCCUUCCCAUUCAUGGAAAUGAUUUCCCUGGAUGGCAAAACAAAUUUCUUUGAACGCAAAGUAGGUGAAUAUCAAAAAUGGGGUGUGACAGCCAAUCGUUUGGACAAUGUUUUCACAUUGGAUGCUGAUUUCUAAAGCUGCAAUUUAUUUUGUGACACCAUGCCCCAAUCUCACU